Helicoverpa zea (corn earworm) is the source of this 1574-nucleotide messenger RNA. RefSeq lists its product as uncharacterized. The coding region runs from base 42 to 1565 and encodes 507 amino acids. NCBI's taxonomy places the organism in Eukaryota, Metazoa, Arthropoda, Insecta, Lepidoptera, Noctuidae. The record is from RefSeq and is a predicted model, not a curated record. The transcript is spliced from 2 exons.
GGAAAAGAUUUGUUGCUGUUUCAAAAAACUUAAAUAAUAAAAUGAAUACCUACAAGAUUUGUGUUGUGCGAGACUGUCGAAAUACGACCAUUAAUGCUCCAAACAAACUGUUCAUCCACGUUCCGCAAUCCACCAAAUCGUUAGAAAUGCGCAAAAAAUGGUUACAGUUGGGUGGAAGACACUUUUCCGAUUUCUCCACAAAAUCUUCAAUUUAUUUUUGUGAGGAUCAUUUUGAUCUACCAAGAGAUAUGGAGAACUACACGAAAUUCAAAAUCAUGGGUUCAGUCAAGAUACAAAUGAAACCAAAUUGUGUGCCUUCAAAAUUUGCAUGUCUGGAAGAUGCAGCAAUGGAAAAUGCAGGAGUUACUGAGGAAACAUAUUUACCUAGUGAAGAAUGUAGUUCAAAUGAAUUUAGUGUCAAUCAAUCUAUCCUGACCUCUCUUUCGACUUCUGAAGUGGAAGUCACAUCACCAUUUAGAAUUGAAAACUGUAUUGGGGAGCCAUCAUCAUCAGAAUUUUAUUUUAUUGCAGAAGAAAUAUCUGACUUUGAAGGAACACCAAGUGUUCCAAAAGAUUCUACAUCACUAUCUAUGACAUCAGCAGAAUUUAGAAUAACAGACUACAGUGAUCAAGAAAGUCAAUCCAUAAACAUGGAAGAAGAAACCUUACAAAUAAUUAGAAAAAAUAUUGAAAAAGAAUUUGGUCAAAGAUCACUCACAAAUACAUUAGAAAGGAUACAGAAAAACCCUAAGUUUUACAUAGGCAUGUCAAAAGACUAUUUUUUCUUGAUUAACAUUAUUCAUAGAAAUACUAAUAUACCAGAGGAAUACAUUUAUCUUUGUUUACAAAAAAUAAGAUUAAAUAGUACUUUUACCGAGCUUGGUGAUCACUUUGGGAUAUCAAAAUAUUAUGCUUACAAACUGUUUAAAAAACAUGUUGCAGAAAUAGCCAAAGUAUUACAACCAUUUAUAAGAAAUUCAAAGAAAAUUAAAAAUAAUUUACCAAUAGCUUUUAGACAUAAAUAUGACAAAAUUGACUACAUUGUUGACUGCUUUGAAAUAGAAAUUAAAAAACCUAUGAAAGCAAUCCGUCAAGCUCUAAGCUGGUCUGAUUACAAAAACGCUAAUACUACUACUACUUUAAAGUAUUUAAUAAGCAGCACACCAGAUGGUAUAAUUAAUUUUAUAUCUGGAGGUUACAGCGGUAAGAUAAGCGAUGUCACCCUAGUUGAAAAUUGCAAGUUUUUGGAAAAUAUGGAACCAGGAAUCUCAAUAUUGGCUGACAGAAGUUUUAAAAACCUUCAAAACCUUUUCCUCCAAAAGGGAAUAGAAUUGGUGUGGCCACCAAGUGUGGGUUCGAAAUCAAAAUUAACUAAAACAGAAAAGUGUACAACUAAAGAAGUUGCUAGCCUUCAAAUGCACAUGGAAAGAGUCGACAGACGUUUAAGGGAAUUUUCUCUUUUUAAACCUCACUGUGUGAUUGAUACUAAUUUGUAUAAAGUUAUAGAUGAAUGUGUCGUUGUAGCAUGUGCCUUAGUAAAUAUACAGGAUAUUAUUAAAAUCUAGUUAAGAAAA